AUGAAGCGAUUGCUCUUCAUCGCUCCAAGGAACCGAGUUGUACUAGGGUUUUGGAGAGAUCGUAGGCUGAUCUCACAUUGCAAAGAUCGGUUGAAAGAACGCAUGACCGAGAGAAAUUCGCCAAUCAAACAAAUGUAUCUGGAUAAGAUUGUUCAGCUGAGCCUAGAAAAACAGACAUUGGAGACGUUCCGAAGAGUUGCGAGUAUUCAGUUGAAGUUGUUUCCAGAAGGUCCCGCUAAUAUGCAGCCUCGUCUCUGCGAGUAUACUGGAAUGCUGUUUUGUUCUAACUGUCACUGGGGCGAUACAUGGUCAAUACCGGCGAGAAUAAUUCACAAUAUGGACGCGAGACCAAGGCCAGUGUGUCGUGCCGCUAAGCAACUACUGGCAAUUGUAGAUAAUCGACCGCUGAUCGACUUGUCUGAAGCGCAUUCAUCCCUCACUAAGUACCAUAAGGAGCUGCGACGGGUACAGCAGUUGCGACGGAACUUUUUGCUGAUGAAAUGCUAUUUUGUUAGCUGCCGAGUGAGUUACCUCUGUUGA
Molecule: messenger RNA, 540 nt
Organism: Ostertagia ostertagi
Lineage: Eukaryota; Metazoa; Nematoda; Chromadorea; Rhabditida; Trichostrongylidae
Source: the annotation of a GenBank genome assembly